CAGAACUUUCCUAUAAUACUAUCAAUAUAUAUCUAUAUAGGGAAUAAUAAUAAUAAUAAAGAGCUAUAUUAACCAAUGACAUAUUACCAUGGGAAUAAAAACAGAUUUCUCUACCUAACUACAAUCUAUUUAUUGUGAGUUCGGUGAAUAACUGAUUACAUAGAUUUAUUUAUUAUUCAGUAUUAUAAUGAUUGUUUAAACCAAUCAAAAAUUAAUCUAUUUUAUUGAUUGAUUGAUUGAUUGGUUGAUUGAUUGAUUGAUUGAUAGGUUCUUAGAAUUUAUGAACUAAUAAUCACAUUGAUUCGUUCUUUUACUUUUCUUUACUCUACUUUUCUUUUUUCUUUCUUUUUUCUUUUUUCUUUAAAAAAAAGAAAAAAAAGAAAGGACAUUAAUAUAAAUUAUACAAUAAUUAAUUGAAUAUUUGGUUUAAACAAUCCAUUUCUAUUCAAUUAUUAUUAUUAUUAUUAUUAUUAUUAUUAUUAUUAUUACAUAUACAUACAUAUAAAUGUCACAUAGACGUGAAGCUGGUGCUAUUCCACCAUGGGUUAUUCCAGAAGAACAUCAACGUGAUUCAAUGAAAAGUGGAAUAGAUCAAAAUACAAAAUUAAAUGUUGAUAAUGAAGUAAAAGAAAUGAGUUAUUUAAUUCAUCAAAAUGAUAAAUCAAAUGUAACUCCUAAUGGAUCAAUGAUAAAGUCUAAAAAGGAACAACUUUACAUAACCGGUGGACAAUUAGUAAAUAGUGAUCAUAUACAGUCUGCAAAUAUAUUGAUUGAAGAUGGAAAGAUUGUGUCAACUGGUACAAACAUUGAAGUUCAACCGGAUACGCCAACACUUGAUGCUACCGGAAUGUUAAUUAUGCCAGCUGGAAUUGAUAUGUCUACUUACUUAAUACAAGAUAUCCAUUCGAUUGAUACAGAAGAGUAUAUAAAUUUUACAAAAGAGGCCUUACUUGGUGGGACUACGACAAUUGUUGAUACUAUCAUAUGUCCAAAAGAUUCAUCAGCUGUUGAUCUUUUAAUAAAAUAUAAAAAUACUUUCAAAGAAACAAAAUUUUGGUGUGAUAUUGUCAUUCGUAUUGGUUUUAUGGAAAUUCAAGAGAAUCAUUUAAAUGAAAUAGAACAGUUAACUAAACAACAUGGAAUUAAUUCGUUUCUAUUUAUUGUUGAUCCAAUGGAAAUGGAUAAAACUUCUAAAGAUUCAUCAUACAUUACCAAUUUAUUAAAAGCUUUGGAUAAAUGUAAACAAACUGGUUCAAUUGCUGUUAUCAAAUGUGAUCUAAGAAAGUUAAAUUACGAUUGUUCAAGUGAUUAUUUGAAUAAACAAAAUGAUUUGGAAUUAAGAUCCAUUGAAAAAUGUAUUGUACUUGUUACAUCAACAAAUUGUCCAGUAAUUUUCUCUUCUAUCAAUGAAAUGAAUACAGUUGAAAGAAUUUCUAAAGUAAGACGACAAAUUCCACCUAUUCAUAUUACUGUAUGUUGUACAUCAAAUUCAUUAUUAUCGAAGAUAACACAUAGCCAACAAUUCGGAAAUGGAUUUUUACCAUUACUAACCAAUGGUGAUAUCAAAUUAAUUUCAAGUGAUCAGUCUAAUAUUGAUACAAAUGGAAAGUCUAAUAGUUUACAAACAAUUAGACAAAGAUUAAUAACAACAUGGAAAGCUGGUGUGCCAUCAGGAUGGUUAGAUGCUUCUACAUUUGUUAGUCUUACAUCAUCUAAUGCUGCACAUUAUUUAGGUUUAUAUCCAAAUAAAGGAUGUUUAUAUCCGGGAUCAGAUGCUGAUUUAAUUUGUUGGCCAUAUGAUAAUAUAAUUAAUUGUACUAUUCAACAUCCAUCUUUAGUUAUUCAUCAUGGGAAAUUAAUAGUAUACAAUGGUAAUCUGAUAGAAGAUAUAAGUAAUAAUAAUAAUAAUGAUUUAAAGAUUAUACCAUGUAAUCAUUUGAAUGAAAUUCAAUCAAAUCAACCACUUGGAAUGUUACUAACAGGGAAAUUAUUUCCUUCUACUAUUUAUGAUCUGGUUAAUGCAUUUGAAAGAUUACGUAAAACAAAUCAAAUCCCUGUUAUUCGUGAACCUUGGACAAUGAAUAAUUUAAGUGGAGAAUUAACAACAAUUUCAAAGAUAACAAACAAUCAUGAUAAUAAUAAUAAUGGUAGUGAACAAACGAAAGAUGGAAAUCCUCAAAAUCUAAUGACAACGCCAAUCAACAUACGUACAAUACGUGGUAAUCGAGAUUUACAUGCUUCAGGAUUUUCAUUAAGUGGAGCUCAAGUUGACGAUGAUCGACCAAUAAGAUCAACAAUUCGUACACAACAACAAAGUGAAACAAGAAAUCCGUUGUGGUAAACAGACCACAAACACACAUACACAUACACAUACGUAUAACAUUUAUUCACCUUUUUUCUCACAAUUGGUCACUACUCAUCAUUCAUCCAUUCGAAUUACACACCACCAUCAUCGUCAUCAUCAUCAUCAUUAUAAACACAUUCUAAUUAAAUAUUAACUCUUUUCAUUAUAUACACAUAUAAAUAUAAUAUGCAGUUUUGAUAAAGUACAUUAAAUACAUACAAAAAAAUAUACUACAGUACUAAUAGUAAUGUUAAAUUUGAGUAUUCUCACAUAAUGGAUAAAUGGGAUAUUUCUUAAAAUUCAAUUUUUUCUUUCUGUUAUUGUUUUCACCGAGAAAAAUUGAGGGAAAACGACAUAACAAUGAAUGUAUGUAGAUAUAUAUAUACAAUAAUGGUAAGACAAAAUAGCAGUUCUAAUAAUAAAAUAAU
Molecule: messenger RNA, 2772 nt
Organism: Schistosoma bovis
Lineage: Eukaryota; Metazoa; Platyhelminthes; Trematoda; Strigeidida; Schistosomatidae
Source: the annotation of a GenBank genome assembly